AACAGGUCGCUGGGAAACGCCACGCUGGUCCUUCGACUCCUUUACGAUUUGGCUGGGGAUUCCUAUACGACCGGGCCCAGACCGGCCCAGACGCUGGCCCGUCUAACUUCUUAAUUUCAUAACUUCUUGCUGACCGGCAGACGGCAAAACCCUUCGCGCCUUUUUGCGGAUGGGCAUCCCCUGAAUUGACUCCUGUCGAAAUUGAGCGAUCUUAAAACGGUAAUCUCAAAACGGUAGUCUACGCACGGGUAUAAAGUCUUAAAGGGAGUCGCCACUGGCGUCAGAUUUCUCCAGCCUAACCCUCUAAACCUAACCCAAAAAUCCGGGAGAGGGAGCGGCUAAAUUGGAAGUAAAUUUGGAGCGGCUUCGUCUGUUUUUGGCUAUAUCGGCCGCCAAUCUAUUUUUACCGGAUUGCGGCCGAGAACAGAAUAGACGGCCUGGAUAACACCCGCCGUAUUUACGCGAACUUGUUCGGCCGUUUGCUGCAGAUUCUACACGAAAAUGAUCACUCGAGCGGAGAGGUCGUGACUAUAUUGGGCGCCAAUGCUCGAGAAACCUUAUGGAACCUUCUCAGCUGGACACACAGCAAUCCUCGCCCAAUCUUUUGCUUAUUUGGCCACGACGCUGCCCGUCAAAGCGUCAACGUCAAAGAUGACGAAGAAUUUGAGCAGUGGUGACGGGAAGCUGGACGACACUUCGCCGGCAACUUUGGUGGCAACCCAACAAACCAACAUCGUUACGGGCAGUGAUACUCGAAUCAAUUCCUUCCUGGGCUGCUGGUGCCUGCCCGUUGCUGGCCUUGAAGUUGCUUGUUCAUUCCAAGAUGAACAUCGUCAAGGAGACUGCCUGGGCCGUGUCGAACAUUGCUGCCGGAAACGCCAUCCAGAUUCAAGCUCUCAUCACCAACAACGUUGUUCGUCCGUUGGUGGACGCCAAAAGGAAGCAGCUUGGGCCAUCACCAACAUCACCUCGGGUGGCAAUGUCGAUCAGAUUGCUUUGUUGUGCCAGUUUGGUGCCAUCGCUCAUAACUGUGCACUUAAUUGCUGGUGGCCAAGGAACCCAAAAGACGAUCUUGGUCGUGUUGGACGGAUUGGCUAAUAUUUUGGCCGCAGCCGGGGAAAUGGACAAACCAGAGAAAGUUUCCCUUUACGUCGAAGAUUGUGGUGGCCUGGAUUGCAUCGAAGAUUUGCAGAGCCACGAAAAUAAUGAGAUUUAUUACAAGUUGCUGGCCAUUCUGGAGCAGUACUUCUUACACUGAUGGAGAUGAAGAUUCCUAGUUGGCGCAGGGCAAUGACGAAUUCAAUAACCAGCCAUCUCCAUAAUCCCCUCCAAUAAGGUUUCUCAUUCCAAAUUUGGUCAUCUGAAAUUCUUUUUUCUGCCCUUACCAACGUUUUUUUUUGUUUUUAAUAGGAAGUUGCCAUUUGCUUUUAUCCGAGCUUUUAUGCCUGUCGGUGACUCCCACCGGUCCAUCGCCAUCCAGCGCCGCCGUCAAUGUCAACAACAACUACAACAAGGACAACAGCUAUAGGCAUUGCCCUCCGCGGCCGUUGGCACUUUGGCAGCCACAUCGACUCCGUCCAAAAGGGAAUUGCCGGACAUUCCGGUGAGGAUGACCACCCCCAACAAGUUGGUGACCGUCCACUCCACGAAAUCCUCGCCGGUGACUCCGCAACAACUCGGCUCCAAACUGCAACACCACAACCACCUGCAGUAACAACGAGGCAGCAAAUCGGAAUCGGCCAACGUGCCGGCCACAACGAAGGUUUGUUUGCCGAUUGGAUCAUCUCACAAAUUAAGGACCCGAUUGGCUCUGACGGAUUCGCUGUCGUCGUCUGAAGAGCAGCCGUCACGCUCACGCAAGACAUUAGCAAUGGAGCAGUGGAAGGUAUUUUUGCUGUUAAUUUGUUUAUCGAGUUGAGGGCUAUGAAUGUUGACUGCUUCACCAGAACAACAGAAGUAUACGUCCUAGACAAGGUCGAUCCAUUUCACUAUGUGCAGUGCUUUACUACUAGUGUUUGAUUGCCAGUCACUGUAUGGAUGAGUUUCAACUGCAACAUCUGUCAUCUGGUCAAGUGUUGAUAGGCCUACAGAGUCAAGGAAGAAAGUUUCCACAGUCGAAUCCUCUGAUGUUGAAAAUUCUGGUGUUGUUAGGAGGAAAUCUUCCAGGCUAUCUGGAAAGAAGAUGAAGAUAUCGUGGAGAAAUUCUGAUGAUGAUUUUGAGGGUGACAAGUAUGAUGAAAACACUUGCUCUGAUGAUGACGAUGAAGAGUUUGAAGGUCCCAGGAAGAGAAGACGUGCACAGCCAAAAGGUCCCAAAGGGCCAAAGCAGAAAAUUGUGAUUCCCAAGAACCGUCCCAACUUUUAUGGGGCAGUGCCUGGUGUUCAGGUUGGCAGGAUUUGGGAAACCAGAAUGGCAUGUUGUGCUGAUGGAAUUCAACGACCCACUGUUGCUGGAAUUCAUGCAGGUCCUGAGGGUGCUUAUUCCCUCUCACUAUCUGGCGGAUACGAAGACGACAUUGACCUAGGUGAAUGUUUCACGUACACAGGUGAAGGCGGCCGAGCUCUGAAAGGAACUGCAUCCGACCCGAAGAAUUUACGGACCGCUCCUCAGAGUAAAGAUCAAACUCUCACGCGGGGAAAUUUAGCUUUAUCACUGAAUAUCACUACUCGCAAACCUGUCCGUGUCAUUCGGGGAUCCAACCUCAAAAAUGAAUUUGCACCUGAAUACGGAUAUAGAUACGAUGGUCUAUACACGGUUGAAAAGUAUUGGCAAUGCGUAGGGAAAUCUGGGUUUAAAGUUUACAAAUUUGCUUUGAGAAGGUGCCCCGAUCAACCCCCACCACCCUGGGUCUCUGGCGUCGUAUCUUACGCCAAUGCCGCGAGUUCGGCCGAAGAAGAUGGUGAAGACAUGGACGAUGACGAUGCCGAGGAACAGAAACCUACCGUCCUUAAAGUGAAAUUAUUUAACAAGUGAAUGUCGCUCAUAUUCAACCUUCUUUUAAAAUAAGUUUAGUCUAUUUAUGUGAUGUGGCAGUAAGUUUAUUCCUGUUUGACUGCGUAUUUUUAUCCUAGAGUGGUCAUUUUAAAACGAGUAUUAACGAAUGAUGGCAUAUUGGCAGAUUGUGAAAUAUAAAAACUGCAUCUUUUUUU
Daphnia pulicaria is the source of this 3150-nucleotide messenger RNA. Its product is annotated as E3 ubiquitin-protein ligase UHRF1-like. The record is from RefSeq and is a predicted model, not a curated record. Bases 2183 to 2974 code for a protein of 263 amino acids. The transcript is spliced from 12 exons. Gene Ontology annotation, biological process: negative regulation of gene expression via chromosomal CpG island methylation; protein ubiquitination. Gene Ontology annotation, molecular function: ubiquitin protein ligase activity. Lineage: Eukaryota; Metazoa; Arthropoda; Branchiopoda; Diplostraca; Daphniidae.